AUGAUAGGGAUCAAGCUAUGUGGACUGAAUAUUGAGGCAUUAGUUGAUACAGGAAGUGAAGCAUGUGCCAUAUCCAAGAGGUUAUAUGAACAGGUACUGAAAGCAAACAUUAGCUUGCCUAGUUUCCCAGUGAGUGGAGUGAGAAUUGUGAAUGUGUUGGGUGCGAGGAGUAAACCUAUUAAAGAACAAGUGUUGAUUACCUUCGAGAUAGAGGGAGAAGAAUACGAGGCAACAUUUUUGGUGGUGGCUGGACUGAACACAUCAAUUAUUUUAGGAAUGGAUUGGCUGAAUGAAGCUGAUGCAGUAGUGAGUUUUGAUGAAAGUACUAUCAAGGUCAAAGAAGAAAGGGAGAAGAGAAGAGGUUAA
Schistocerca nitens (vagrant locust) is the source of this 366-nucleotide messenger RNA. RefSeq lists its product as uncharacterized. Lineage: Eukaryota; Metazoa; Arthropoda; Insecta; Orthoptera; Acrididae. Bases 1 to 366 code for a protein of 121 amino acids. Gene Ontology annotation, molecular function: aspartic-type endopeptidase activity. The transcript has a single exon. The record is from RefSeq and is a predicted model, not a curated record. Gene Ontology annotation, biological process: proteolysis.